GUGCCCUUCGAAGCGCACACUCCCAAUGCCGCCCUCCUGGGAGUGGGGAGCAAAAUCAGAAGGGAAGCUGGGGUCUUUCGGACGGCGAAGCACUUUCCUGCCCUUAAAAGAGGGCGAAGGGGAAGGACUUCCUGGCUGGACUGUCCCGGGUUACCUGAAUGCCGGCCGGUGAGGGGGAGAGCGCGGGCAUUGGGGUUUUUUUGGUUGACCAGCGUCGUUGCACCCUCUAUGGCCAAAGCGCCCCCCCCCUUUCUAUUCCUGCGAAGCUCCGGACCCUUCCCUGCCCGUCUGUCCUGAAGCUUUUCUCCGUGGAUCUCCCAUCUCCGGUCGGAAGAAAAUCCUGAAGGGAUUACCUGAAGGGAGGCAGCUCUGCUUCUUGAAAGGCUCCCAAGGGAAUUCGUUGUAAAGGCGUUGUAAAGUCCCGAGGAUGUUUUCCCUCUGCUGCUGGGAGAUGAAUCCUGCGGAUGCUGGAGUGAAGAAAUGAUCGUAUUCAAAGCUUUGCUGGCCUUAACUUUGGACAGGUGAACCUGCAGAAGAUUCGGUACCAGCCAGAAAUUUUUGAAGAGCAGAGGAGAAGCUGCAUCUGAUCACCUUUCUUUCUUGAAAUUAAGCAUAUCCAACAGCUUUCCCUGUCUUUUACCCUCCUGAUGAGUUGCAACAUUAAUUCCUCCCAGUAAACCAGUAAUCCCAGGUGGAUGAAAAUCAUCAAAAAAAACAUGAUACACCAAAAUGAAUCCUGCGGUACAGAACAGAUAUCCUAUUUAACAUGCAUGUUUUAUAUAUUAGAAGAAUGGACUGGAGUAGAAAACUUGGGAGAAUAUCUGAGUUACCUCAUCUAUCUCACAUGGCUAUUUAUGCCACUACUCUUAGUUUUUUUGCUUCCAACAAUUAUCAUCCUCCUCAUUUACAUUUCGGCUAUCAUUGUUCAUAUUUACAAAAGAAAGACAGACAUAAAAGAAGGUUAUUUGAAUGAUUUCUGGGAUGGUGCAAGACAAACAUUGGCAACUAUGUGGUAUGCUCAUGGAAGAAUAUGGAAUGGUUAUGAGGUGCAUGGUCUUGAAAAACUACCAGAUGGACCAGCAAUUAUUAUUUUUUAUCAUGGAGUAACUCCCGUAGACUUUUUCUACUUGGUAGCCACUGUUUUGAUCAGGAAAAAAAGAAUGCUCCAUGUUGUUGCUGAUCAUUUUGUGUUUUUAGUUCCAGGUUUAAAGUUAUUAAUUGACGUGAUCCAUGUUCUGCAUGGAUCGCAGGAAGAAUGUAGAAAAGUAUUAGAAAAUGGAGGACUGGUAGCAAUUUCACCAGGGGGAGUACGGGAAGCACUGUUCAGUGAUGAAAAUUAUACUAUUAUGUGGAAAAAUCGUAAAGGGUUUGCUCAAGUGGCCAUUGACACAAAAGUGCCCAUCAUUCCUAUGUUCACACGAAAUAUUCGGGAAAAUUUUCGAGUAGUUGGAAGAGGAAUAAAAUUAUUAAGAUCGAUAUAUGAGCAUUUUCGUUUCCCAAUAUUCCCUAUGUAUGGAAACUUUCCAGUUAAAUUGCAGACUUAUUUUGGAGAUCCUAUUCCAUAUGAUCCAAACACCACAGCAGAAGAACUAACCCAAAAAGCAAAGGAUGCACUACAGUGUUUAAUAGACAAACAUCAGAAAAUACCAGGAAAUGUGUGGAGGGCUUUGAUGGAAAGAUUUACAACAGAGAAACAAGACAAUGAAUAACUUUGGCAAAUUAUUGUGGAAAAAAAUUGAAUGAUAUUUUAAUGUGAUAUAUGAUGUUGCAAUAGUUUUUUAUUUGCUGUGCAAAUGUAUAAUUUUACAGAAAACCAAGCUUUGAAAAUCAUUGUUACAUGUAUUACUCAAGAAAGUAAAUCUUUCAGUGUAAAUACAACUCUUUGUGUUCACAGAAAAUCAAAGUUUAAAAAGCACAAUCCUAAUUAGGAAUUAGAUGUAAAAAUGAUUUUUAGGCUUUUUGAAAUACAUCAAAUACAUAGCCUAUUUCUAGUACUUCUUAAAUAUAAACCUUAAAUGGAUCAGGAUUAUAUUUAGUAUUUUU
Thamnophis sirtalis is the source of this 2043-nucleotide messenger RNA. The record is from RefSeq and is a predicted model, not a curated record. NCBI's taxonomy places the organism in Eukaryota, Metazoa, Chordata, Lepidosauria, Squamata, Natricidae.